Molecule: messenger RNA, 1862 nt
Organism: Closterium sp. NIES-67
Lineage: Eukaryota; Viridiplantae; Streptophyta; Zygnematophyceae; Desmidiales; Closteriaceae
Source: the annotation of a GenBank genome assembly
GACGCAGCGGAUGGGGGCAGUGUGGUUCAAGCAGUGAGCGCUAAUGGCGCGGGUGGGGGAAGCGGAACCCGAGGGGGAGGGGGAAGCGCUAUUGGCGGAGAAAUGGCGGGCGGCGGAGAGAUCCGCGGCAACGAAACGGGGUGAAGUUAGAGAAGUGGACGAAUUUAGCGGCAGCGAAGCGCUACUAUCGCGGAUGUGUAACGGCGAAAUGACGAGCGAUGGGGCAGUUGGCCGUAUGGAGAAAGGAGGGACAAGCAAUAUCGAGUCCCGGGACGGACAGGAGACGGUAGUGGGGAGACGAGGCACUGCGCGGACGCGGGAGGUGACGACAUCAGGGCAAGGCGUGCCACGUGGCGUCGUCAUAUUGGUCGUCGUGUUCCUAGAUCUCUUUGCUGUGGGGAUGGCCAUGCCGCUAGUCACGCCGCUUAUUAAGGAGCUCGGAGCGUCCCCGUUACAGGUCGGCUUCCUCUCAUCCACCUACGGCAUUGUCCAACUCGUUACUGGGCCCUUCUUCGGCCUAUUGAGUGACCGCAUGGGGCGCCGGUUUGUGAUUCUGGUGGCGUAUGCUGGGGCGGGGGCGAGCUACCUGCUGCUGGGGCAGAGCACGACUGUGACGAUGGUGGUUGUCUCCCGCGUGCUCCUGGGCCUCACCAAGCACAGCAUGAACGCAGUCAAGGCAUACGUGGCAGAUCACACCACGGCCAGCAACCGAGCAGUCGAACUGGGGAGAUCACACCAAUGCAAGGAACCGAGCAGUGGACCUUGGCAGGAUGGCGACUGCAUCAGCGUUGGGCAUUAUGGUCGGGCCCGCUGUGGGCGGGAUGCUAUUUAAGGCAGUUAUCCCCUCCCCACAGCAGCAGCAGCCCUGCUGUACGCCAUAAACUCAUUCGUUAUUGUCACACGGCUGCAAGCACAGAGACCCGCCGCCGACUCAGCACCAGGCCCUGCCUUGAGAAAGCGAGGGCUUUCGUUGCAAGGGCUCCUUCCCAAUGUCGCCAUACUGACUCGUCCCCGCGUGGCGGCACUCAUGGCAGUGCGGGCAGUGCUAGGCCUCUCUGUGCAUCUCUUCCGCCAGGGCUUCUCCCUGCUCCUCAUCUACAGGCUGAAUCUAUCUGUGCAGACCAACGGGCUGCUGCUGUCGCUGCAGGGUCUCCUCACCUCGCUGGUGCAAGGCCUCGCCAUCCGCCCCUUGCUGCGUCGCUUCCAAGAACCCCCUCUUAUUUUCCGCGGCCUGCUGCUGCUCUCCCUCACCCUCGCCCUCCUUGCCGCUGCUCCAAGCCUUCCGUUCCUGGUGCUCCUACUACCCCCUCUCGCCCUCUCAACUGGCGUUCUCCGCACCACUUACACCGCCCUCCUCACCACCUCUGUUGCCCAAACCGAGGUGGGUCAGCUGCUGGGUCUAUCAGACGCCAUCAUGUCUGCCUGCAGAGUGCUCGGUCCCUCUACUGCUGGCCUCCUCUCGUCCCAAUUCGGCUACCACGCCCCUGUCGCGAUAAGCGCAAUCAUUGCCGCCAUUGCUGCUCUCCUCUUCCACCUCCUUGUGGUGAACCGCCAUCGUCCCGCCUCGGCAGCUUCAGGGAUUUCCUCGAAAGGACAUUUGGCAUAGUAGUUGAGCAAUCAAUCAGCAUUUCCACUAAAAACUACUCGAUAGGGCUCCCGACGCAAGGCUUUACUCUAAAGAAAGCCUGUUCAAAUUUGUAUCUCCUGUAAAUUUUACUCCCCAGUAGCUUGUCUUAUCUCUCAACUAGGAGUGGUUGCAACAGUGCAAGCAACUUAGUGCGGCACUGCUGAAGUGUAGCUCACAUAAGAAAUUGUGGAUGAACAUGGAGUAUCAGUUGAAGCACAAAAAUGAGGAAUGUUGA